AGUUGUACCGCAACGGAGGAUCUAUGAUAUGAGACACAUUGUCUUAAUUAUUUUAAAAGUUUAAAUAUUAUUUGUAACGUUAUAACACAAAACAAUAAUAUUUCCUUAUUAAUUUAUCAUAUUCCGCGAAGCUGUUGCUUUUUUAACACUCCAAAAAUAUUUAAACGGAUAUAUGAAUCGUGAACUUGAAAAUAAUCCUGUUCUGACGAGAGCAAAAGUUACUAAUACAUCUCCGACCAAUAAAACGCGUUUAGUAGGCUAUCGUGUUCUCUAGACUUGUUUUGUACCUAUGCUAUUUCCGUUUGUCGGUACGUCGUAUUUGCACGACACAAACCAGUCGCAGUGAAUAACGCGAACCAGUCGUAACAGCAUCGCAAACCUGUCCUGCGGUCCGAACAAACCUCAACAUAAUAUAUCACGUAUAUCAAUAAGGUUAAACAUCGAACCAAAACCCAGCGUUAUAUGAUCGUUUCAUGAAUUCAAUGUAGUAUAAUAGAGACGCUCGAGAUCAAUCAAAUAUGUAUUUCUGCGUCUCAUCAUUUCGGUCCGCGGCUUGUUUAAUAGUUUUGGUUCUACAUCUGUCGUGUUUUACGGAAAAUACUUCGGCAGCGGAGUUGGCAUUUUCGUUUAAGCCAAUUAAAAAUGUCGGAUUAUCUGCAACAGUUUCACCGGAUCAGACGAUAUUAUCCAAGUUGCCGUUGGUGAAUGACCAAGUCGAAACGAAAGAAACUGUUUCACAACCAGGGAUUUCAUUCAAUCUGGGAGGACAACCAAUAAUUGAAAAACUUCCUACAGCAGAAGUUUCGGUAAAUUUGGGUAAUGAACAGGCUAAUGUAAAAUUACCCUCUUUGUUUGACAACCCGUUGAAACUAGACAAAAAUGUCGAAUUAUCUGCAAAAGUUUCACCAGAUCAGACGAUACUUACCAAGUUGCCGUUGGUGCUUGACCAAAUCGAAACGAAAGAAACCGUUUCACAACCAAAGAUUUCAUUGAAUCUAGGAGCACAGCCGAUCAUUGAAAAACUUCCUACGGCAGAAGUUUCGGUAAAUUUGGGUGGUGAACAGGCUAAUGUAAAAUUACCCUCUUUGUUUGACAACCCGUUGAAACUAGACAAAAAUGUCGAAUUAUCUGCAAAAGUUUCACCAGAUCAGACGAUACUUACCAAGUUGCCGUUGGUGCUUGACCAAAUCGAAACGAAAGAAACCGUUUCACAACCAAAGAUUUCAUUGAAUCUAGGAGCACAGCCGAUCAUUGAAAAACUUCCUACGGCAGAAGUUUCGGUAAAUUUGGGUGGUGAACAGGCUAAUGUAAAAUUACCCUCUUUAUUAGAUAACCCGUUAAAACUAGACAAAAAUGUCGAAUUAUCUGCAAAAGUUCCAUCGGAUCAAACGAUAUUCUUCACCAAAAUGCCAUUGGAGCUUGACCAAAUCGAAGCGAAAAAAAAUGUUUCACAACCAGAGAUUUCAUUGAAUCUAGGAGCACAGCCGAUAAUUGAAAAACUUCCUACAGCAGAAGUUUCAGUGAAGUUGGGUGGUGAACUAGCAAUUGAAAAAUUACCCUCUUUGUUUGAUAACCCGUUAAACCUAACUAAAUCCGAUGAACAACCUCAAACAGAAGUUUCGUAUGAUGUAAACGAUCAGUCGAACACUGAAAGACCAGAUUUGAAUGUUUCAAACAACGUGAAAAGUGAGCCAAUCACAACAACUACAGCAGAAGUUUCGGUGAAGUUGGAUGGUGAACUGGCUAUUGAAAAAUUACCCUCUUUGUUUGACAACCCGUUAAACCUAACUAAAUCCAAUGAAGAUGAACAAUCUCAAACAGAAGUUUCAUAUGAUGUAAAUGAUCAGUCGAACACUGAAAAACCAGAUUUGAAUGUUUCAUACAACGUGAAAAGUGAACCAACCACAACAACUACGGAGCCAACCGAGUCUACAUCCAACGCUAACAAAGUUACUGAAAAACAGUGGAUACAGAGGAUACAAAAUGCGAAAUCCAGGAGCUUAGCACUUCCCCUACAAAAUACAACUAACAAAAUAUCUACUGGUAAACCAAUUUUGUUGGGUCAGAUUAUCUCAAACGUCCUAUAUGGAGCCCCCUGGUUAGCUCCCCAAACAAACUCAAAAUGUGCAAAAGACAUGAUGCUAUACAACAUGCACUUACAAAACUUGACGUUGUGGGCAUUUAAAAUGUUAGAUGCCACAUCAAAAGGUCCAGAAGGACUUGUAGAUGCAAACACAUUCAGUUUCGGUAAUUUCGACCAAUGCAUUGAAUCAAAAUCUAAAAUUCUCGGAAUAUCUGGAGGAUACACAUUGGUAGACAUUGAUUUUCGACCAAGUUAUCAAUUAUAUCCAGGAUUUUAUGACAAUGACCACUCGAAAGAUUAUGAACCAUUUGAUCAAGAUAAAACGACAUUUGAAAUACUGAAGCACAACGUACAAGAAGCUUAUGUACAAAGGCAUAAAUUUCAAUGGGGCGUGUGUUUACCAGAUACUUGUCAAUCGGAAGACGUUCAAAAGAUCGUGAGCAACGUAUUAAUACCAGAGUUGAACCGUCAUGGAUUGGAAGGUAAUGUAACCAUCGACCCAUUGUUGCACACUUCCAAAGAAAAUGUAUAUAAAUUCACUGCGGGUUUCUUCUUUGUCUGUGCAAUGUACGUGUUGAUCGGACUACUUGUCAUCGUAGGCACUUUAUACGAUUUCAUUUAUUUGCAAUACCGACCUAAAUCUGAACACGGACCAAUGAAAAAAUUCAUGAAACCGUUUUCACUUAUCUCUAACUUUGAAAGACUUAUGAAACCGUCGGAGACCGAAGAGUUUUCAAUUAUAAAUGGAUUUAAAGUAUGCGCGAUUCUACAGGUCAUUAUCGGUCACAGAUGGUUUAUUGAGCUCGGAAACCCACAGUCGAAUCCCAAUUUCACUCAUUGGAUGAUUCAUAAUUUCUGGUUGGGUUACUUUAAAUGCACAAUAUUUUUGGAAACAUUCUUUGUAAUUAGUGGAUUCCUCACUUUCUAUCUAAUUACAAAACAACUAACAGAAAAAAAACACUUGAACUUCAUACCCAUUAUGAUUUACAGAUGGUUGAGAAUAUUCCCAGUUUACGGCACACUUAUUGUCACAUAUAUUUUUGUGCUUCCGUAUCUGAACAGUGGUCCAUUAUGGAGGAUGAUCGUAUACAGGGAAUCGGAGAGAUGUAAAGUCAAUUGGUGGACAAACGUACUUUUUAUAAACAAUUACGUACACACAGACGAAUUGUGUAUUAUUCCCUCGUGGUAUUUGGCUUGUGAUAUGCACUUCUUCAUAGUUGGUACACUACUGACCUAUGCUAUUUGGAAGUGGAGAAAACAAGGGCUUGUGAUACUUGGAGCGUGUUUGACUUUAUCAACAGUAAUUCCUGCUUAUAUAAUAAUAAACGAGAAUCAACGAGGAACGGCUGAUAUUACUCCGCAAAAUCUUAAAGAUCUCAGCAAAGAAAGAUUUUACACUGAAGUCUAUAUAAAAAGCCAUAUGAGGUCGAUGACUUACUUUGUUGGAAUCUUGGCCGGAUACGUGUAUAUGAGGUUAAAGGAAGCUGAUUACAAAUUGUCAUUGAAAAGUCGUAUUUUCUGGGCUCCAGUUGUUCUUAUGAUUGGAAAUGUUAUUUAUUUGAGUUCUGGAACUUUUUUUACAUUAAAACACCAAUAUGUAAAUUACGAACACGCAAUAUAUUUUACGAUCGGCCGACUCGUAUGGUCUAUUCUUAUAUCUUACGGAAUAAUAGGUCACGGACUAUCCGGAUUUGGAGUGUGUAUAAGCGGCUUUUUAGGCCACAGAGUUUUCCAUGUUCUUGGAAAAUUAGUUUUUUGCGUUUACAUGUACCAAGAAAUCAUUCAACUUCAAACUAUUGGAGCAAUCGAAACACCAACAUACCAAAGCUUAACAUUAAUCUUUUGGAGAUUUUGUGGUGACGCCACAGUGGCCUUCAUGUAUGCAUUUGCUAUUAAUGUUAUGAUUGAAUCACCAUUUGAUAGAUUCCAAAAGAACGUAAUGAAAUUAUUUGUUGGAGAUGCGUUUUCAAAGCCAAAACCACAACAAUCAAUUAAUAAAAAUAGUUCUGAAAUCUACGAGGUAUACGAGGUUGAGGUACAAGUGAUAGAACAGGCAUAAAUUUAAUUAAUUUAUUAUCUUAUAAUGGUAAAUUAUUCCUUAGAUAUAAAUAUCAUGUAUUUUGUAUAUUUUGUUGUAUAACAUAUUUUGUUAAUAAGAUAACCUAUUAUAUAUUUAUUAGAAUUGUUACCAUUCAAUAUAAUUUAUAAAUAUUUAUUUAAGAGGAGUAUCAAUUAUUAUAAUUAUGUGUAAUGUUUAUGUAUAGUCAAAAUUUGGAUGGUAUUGUACAAUGUUCAACUUCCAAAAAUAUUUAUAAUAUUUGACUUUGAACAGAGAUAUUAUUAAGUUGUAUUUUGGUAAAAUAAAUCAAUUUCUGUUAAAUAUACAAAUUGAUCUACCAAGCAUGCUCAUCUCUCUUUUUUAUAUAAUAAUAUGUAUGGAAUCGUGUAUGAUGACUAAUUGUUAAUUAAAUAUUUUAGUAAUUAAUAUUAAUUAUUUAUAAUUUAUAAAAAUAGUUCAAGUAUAAUAAACACUAGAUCCAAUAUUAAA
Aphis gossypii (cotton aphid) is the source of this 4631-nucleotide messenger RNA. RefSeq names its product nose resistant to fluoxetine protein 6-like. The transcript is spliced from 14 exons. The record is from RefSeq and is a predicted model, not a curated record. Lineage: Eukaryota; Metazoa; Arthropoda; Insecta; Hemiptera; Aphididae. Gene Ontology annotation, molecular function: acyltransferase activity, transferring groups other than amino-acyl groups. The coding region runs from base 519 to 4142 and encodes 1207 amino acids.